UCGCUUAGCUACGCUACUAUAAAUACUGGCAGCCGGUCGAGCAGAGCACAGUUGCAGCUCAGCAUUCUGUCUGAGAACAUCACAGAAUACGCGCAUAAUGAAGUCUUUUGGCGCAGUCAUUUUAGUGGUUUGUGGCGUUCUAUGCGUCGCUGCCGAUCCCCAACACACCUACGACGGACGCGAUGGGCCCCAUGUAUUUGGAUCUCCUGGCAAUCAGGUAUAUAUCCGGGGACAAAAUGAAGGCCCCUACAGUGUGCCCGGAGUAGAAGGCAAAUUUCAAAACACUCCAUCGCGGGGCGAACACGUCUACACGGAUGGGAGUGGCAACACAUUUGUGAACCGAAAGAAUGCCGGAGGACAAGGUACGCACACCAUUAGCGGUCCUGGGUUUACCGCCACAAAUGGACAGCAUAAAAUUGUUAGUGGAAACAACGCUGGCAGUGGCUUGAACGCUGGACGCCGCAGCCGACGAGAACCCCAAUUUCACGUUGAGCGUCCUGGCCGAACAGUAGAUGUAGGUCCUGGAGGAUAUGUUGUUCAACGUGGACGUCGUAGCCCACAACUUCACGUGGAGCGUCCCGGUCGUACAGUAGAUGUCGGUCCUGGAGGAUAUGUGAUUCAACGUGGACGCCGUAGCCCACAACUUCACGUGGAGCGUCCCGGUCGUACAGUAGAUGUUGGUCCUGGAGGAUAUGUUAUUCAACGUGGACGCCGUAGCCCACAACUUCACGUGGAGCGUCCUGGUCGUACAGUAGACGUCGGUCCUGGAGGAUAUGUUAUUCAACGUGGACGCCGAGGCAUUAAUGAUGCUCGUGUGCAAGGAGAGAACUUUGUAGCCCGUGGGGAUCAGGCUGGCGUGUGGAACAAGAAUGUUUCAGUAUGGAAGCGUCCAGAUGGACGCACUGUAACGCUCGACCAACACGGAAAUGCGAUUGUCUCAGGUCGAGGUCGACCAGAUCAGCGUUACUCCAGCUAAUUCAUUAGGAAUAUUCAACUUUAAAUACAAAUUGAUACUUAAAUCAUACAAUUUUAUGAUAAUAAACAAAUUUAACAAAA
Molecule: messenger RNA, 1056 nt
Organism: Drosophila subobscura
Lineage: Eukaryota; Metazoa; Arthropoda; Insecta; Diptera; Drosophilidae
Product: immune-induced peptides
Exons: 4
Coding region: 98-976 (292 amino acids)
Source: RefSeq, a predicted model, not a curated record